AUGUCAGUUCUUCAUAGAGCAUUAUUUACUUGGUUCACUCUUCUUGUGUUUUUAAUUUUAUUGGUUUUACGAGUGGAUAAUCGCACGCAGUGGAAUUGGUUUGUGGUUUUCAUUCCUGUUUGGAUAUUUAAUGCCAUAAUUUUAAAUUAUUCAGUUAUAGAUACUGUUUCUUUUUGUAAAAGCAGAAGAUUCAAUAGACAUGUUGAUGUAUCAAUGAAUCUGUAUUUAGUUACAAUGAUUGUUCUCAAAUUGGCAUUUGAAAUAAUGUUGUGUUUAAAAUUAGAAUAUCCUUCAAUAAAUCUAUCUACAGUUUAUAUUGUUUUACCCCUGUGGAUAAUAUUACCAAAACCAUUGUAUUUAUCUUCAUUAAAAUUUAAUGAAUCUUCUGUUUGGUGUGUGAAAGAACAAAAUAAUGAUUCCGUUUUGAAAGGAUUUCAAGAUAUUUAUUUUAUGCAAAAAAUACAACUGUCCUCUAUCCUGUUUCACAAUCAAUUUUAUGCUAAUAUAACUGUUGUGGAAAAUUAUGAUUAUUUUUUAAGUAAAAAAGUAGUUAUAUUUGAAAAAAAAGGAUUUUUGAUUUCAAGAAUUAAACCUGAUAACAUCAUGCAUGUUAUUCAUGAUGAUUUAUUUCCUUUGUUUUUAACCCUAGAAUUUUUAUGCAUGAAAAAUGAUGUUUGCAUGCAAAGUUUUAAACUGAUAUUUCACGAUAAUUUUCCGACAGGACCAUUUUUCGACUUGUAUAAAAUAUUUUCUAAAGGAAAUCCAAUUUUAUUACCUCAACUACUUUUACAUAAUAAUAACCAAAUCUUGUGCAUAGAGGAAAUGCAUGCUGGAUUAAUUCUUGAUAGUAUAUGGUAUCAGUAUGGUUUCAACGAACCUCAUGGUCCUGUUAACAAUUUUUUUUUAAACAAUCAUGACAUUGUAAGGUUUACUUCUUACAUCAAAACCAAACUUAAUGUCCAUUCAAACUCGACUAAAAACCCAGACAUUGUAAUAAUAAGCAGAGAAAAAACUAGGAAAAUUUUAAAUGUAAAUGAAGUUACAGAAAAGGUAAAAAAUAUUAUGAAAAAAUUACUGAGAAAAAACGAAAUAAAUGUCAUGUGCAUUGAUUUACUUAACAGUAAUUUUACCUUUUUUAUUAAAAUAUUAUCGAAUUGUGAUUUAGUAAUUGGCAUGCAUGGUGCUGAAAUGAUUUUUACCAUUUUUAUGAAACCACAUUCUUUAAUAAUCGAAUUAUUUCCUUUUGCCAUUCAAUCUGACAUUGUAUCUUUUAUUAAACCUAUCACAAAAUAUAAAAACAACCAACUAUUUUAUUUUUCAUGGGAAAAUAAAUUUAAAAAUAAUUCAGUACCACAUCCAAAUGCUCAUCCAUUAUUAGGAGGAAUAAAACAUUUAAAUAUGAUAGAACAAGAAAAAAUAAAAAAUACUCAAAAAGUACCCGCCGUUAUUUGUUGCAACGAUCCAAAUUAUUUAUAUCACAUGUACCAAGAUACUUGGAUGUUAAAAAUUUAUCAGAGAACGGAUUAG
This is a messenger RNA of Pediculus humanus corporis (human body louse), 1527 nucleotides long. RefSeq lists its product as uncharacterized. Gene Ontology annotation, cellular component: endoplasmic reticulum. Gene Ontology annotation, biological process: protein O-linked glycosylation via mannose. Gene Ontology annotation, molecular function: protein O-acetylglucosaminyltransferase activity. The record is from RefSeq and is a predicted model, not a curated record. Bases 1 to 1527 code for a protein of 508 amino acids. Lineage: Eukaryota; Metazoa; Arthropoda; Insecta; Psocodea; Pediculidae. The transcript has 4 exons.